AUGGCAAGAACUUUCGAAGGAGCAGAACCUACCACCUCCAGUACGAAGGAACUUUUGCCCAAUCUUGUCGAUGCAAUCGCUGCAACGGAACCUGAAGCUAUCUUCGCCGAAUAUCCUGUGAAUCUCGUCAGUUAUGAAUCUGGCUAUCAAAAGUUUUCAUAUGGGUCGUUGGCAAAUGCCGUUAAUGGUAUAGCAUGGUGGCUUCAAGAAAAACUUGGACCUGGGGAAGACUUUCCUACCUUGGCUUACAUUGGUCCCAAUGAUAUUGUCGUUAACGCUUUCUUAUUGGGAGCUGUCAAGACUGGAUACAAGGCCCUUCUUAUAUCACCAAGAAACAGUAUACGUGCGCAGGAAAAUCUGCUCAAUUUCACCAAAUGCAAAACUCUGGUCACAACAAGCCCCCAAUCAACCCAGCUACAACCCAUGAUAGCUGCCCUAUCUUCAAUGGGUAUUCAAAUACUCGAAUUACCUAACAUUCUAAACCUGAUCGGAAAACCUCACGAAAAUUUCCCAUUCAAGAAAACUUUCGAAGCCGCUAAAGAUGAGCCUUUCAUGGUUCUACACACUUCUGGGACCACUGAGCUACCGAAGCCCAUCGUGUGGACUCAUGAUUAUAUUGCUACGGGCACAGCGCGGAUUGAAGCUCCUACCGGCUAUGUUAAUCAAAUGGACUUAUAUGCUGGAGUCCGUAUCUUUAAUACAUUUCCAAGUUUCCAUGCAGCCGGUGUCUUCUUCGGUUUAAUCAACGGAAUCUCCAGACGGAGUAUUUCAAUAUAUCCAAUAGCUGGUCUUCCUUCAGCUAGUCUUUUGAUUGACGGCCUCAAGCAUAAUAAUGCUGAUAUCGCGGUUCUCGUCCCACCCUACGUUGUUGACCUUGCCCAAAGUACGGAAAGUCUAGAUUUCGUUGCCAAAAAUCUAAACCGUAUCUUUUAUCUUGGAGGUGCUAUUCCACCGGCCGCUGGAGAUGUCAUCUCUUCUAAAAUUGAACUUAUCGGCCACGUGGGAGCCACAGAGACGGGGCUUUACCCUUCCCUGAAGCCAGUCAACACACGAUCCAACUUUUGGGGUCACCACCAAUUUGAUACCUGCGCAAAUAUAUCCUUUGAGCAUCAGGCUGAUGACCUUUAUGAAGCUGUCUGGAAUAGAAACCUUGAGCCGGAAAAAUUACAACCUAUCUUCAAAACAUUUCCAACGCUCCAACAGUGGAGAUCCAAAGAUCUCUACUCGCCACAUCCUACGGAACCAGAUCUCUGGCUUUAUCGCGGUCGAGGAGAUGACAUUAUCGUUUUCCUCACCGGAGAAAAAACGAAUCCCAUUUCCAUGGAACAUCGACUCAAUCAACACCCAGAGAUUCGUCAAGCAAUGAUUAUUGGUACAUUGAGAUUUCAAGCUGCUCUCUUAAUCGAACUUGUCGAUCAAAGGCCAAUGACUGCGACAGAAAGAGCAGAGAUUAUUGAACGUAUUUGGCCUGCUAUAGAAGAUGCUAAUUUGACAUGUCCGGCACACGCCAGAGUUGCAAAAUCUCAUAUUCUUUUCACGGAGCCAGGGCAUCCAAUCCUAAUGUCCGCGAAAGGAACUAUACAACGAAGUCCCACAUUACGAGAAUAUGCUUCUGAGAUAGAGAAGUUAUAUGUUGAUGCUGACAGGAUGUCUGCAUACAUUGCGGGUGAGAAUGACGAAAAUGAGGAGCAUGUCGAUAUCCACGAUAUCGAGGCAGUACAUAAACUCUUACGUCAGACUGUUCUCAAAGUCUCUAAAUGGGAUGAGGUCAAAGUACGAAAUGAAGAUAAUCUUUUCGUUCAAGGAAUGGAUUCUCUGCAGGCAUUGCAACUCAUACGAAAUUUAAGAAAAGCUCUAAAUAAGCCCGAUCUCGCCAUCUCUAUCUUAUACACCAAUCCUUCGAUUGUCCAAUUGCUCCAAUCGAUUAUGGCUAUGUCUAAGGACGAUUCGAACACAAAUACAGUAAAUGCAUCGAAUCGUCGUCAUAAGAUUGAGGAAACCCUCCAACAAUACGUUCAACUUGUUGACAGAAUCUCUAGUGAGCAUGAGUUUGGAAAAAAGUUAUCCCCGGUCAAUGAACAUGUAGUUGUCUUGACAGGCUCAACUGGUUCUCUUGGAUCAUGUAUCCUAAGGACAUUGAUGCAAGAUAAAUCUGUAUCGCAUAUUUACUGUUUAAAUCGAGCCUCCUCUGCCCAUUCCCGUCAUCUGGAAAAUAAUAAAAAGAACAACGAAUCCACGGAUUUCCCAAACUCAAAAGUCACAUUUCUCAAGAUAGAUCUCUCUAAAGCUGACUUGGAUCUCGACGACGAAACAUACAAACGAAUUCAAAAUUCUGCAACAGAUGUCAUUCACAGUGCAUGGCCAGUAAACUUCAAUCUCUCUCUCGAAACAUUCAAGCCACAACUCGAUGGAAUAAUCAAUCUUCUGUCUUUCGUCUCCACGAUUCCACAUCGUGUCUCUCUUCUAUUCAUAUCAUCCAUCAGUUCAAUUCUGGGUCUCGAAUCAACACCCAUACCCGAGGCAAUUAUUGACGAUGUAUCGGCACCUCUUCCAAUGGGCUACGCAGAGAGUAAAUUCAUUUCCGAACGUAUUUUCGACCAUGCUGCUAGGAAGUUGCCCGUCGAUGUAAAGAUUGCUCGUGUAGGUCAGAUUGCAGGUCCUGCUUACACAUUUGGUGUAUGGAAUAAAUCUGAGUGGAUGCCUAGUCUAGUGGUUACUUCUUACAAUAUGGGCUUCUUACCAGAAAACCUUGGUAGUGAUGAGAUGAAAUUAGAUUGGGUACCAAUCGAUAUCCUCUCAUCUUCACUACUGGAUAUCGCAUUUAAUCACGAAUCUAAAGCCUCCGAUUCCGGUGCUAGAGUAUUUCAUCCGUUGAACCAGGCGCCUACGACGUGGAAUAAUCUACUCCCCAUCAUCUUGGAUACCUUGAAUUCUUCGAACCCUAAAUUCACUGUUACAACAAUUCCAUACACAGUCUGGCUUCAAAAAUUGAAAGACACGACAAGAGAAAAUGCAUCUAGCACUACGGAGUUGGAAGAGAUGUUGGAAAAGUAUCCAGCGAUUAAAUUGCUUGAAUUUUUUGAGACGUUGCCAGAGACGAAAUGGUCUGAUAAAGAUGUGGGGAAGUCGAUUGAAGCUAGUGUACAUUUGAAGGGUUUGAAGGGGAUUGAGGGGGCGUGGAUGAAAAGAUGGGUUGAGGGGUGGAUUUAG
Botrytis fragariae is the source of this 3210-nucleotide messenger RNA. RefSeq names its product putative nrps-like enzyme protein. The record is from RefSeq and is a predicted model, not a curated record. NCBI's taxonomy places the organism in Eukaryota, Fungi, Ascomycota, Leotiomycetes, Helotiales, Sclerotiniaceae. The transcript is spliced from 4 exons. Bases 1 to 3210 code for a protein of 1069 amino acids.